Oryza brachyantha (malo sina) is the source of this 1134-nucleotide messenger RNA. Its product is annotated as probable NAD(P)H dehydrogenase (quinone) FQR1-like 2. The coding region runs from base 110 to 868 and encodes 252 amino acids. The transcript has 3 exons. Lineage: Eukaryota; Viridiplantae; Streptophyta; Magnoliopsida; Poales; Poaceae. The record is from RefSeq and is a predicted model, not a curated record. Gene Ontology annotation, molecular function: FMN binding; NAD(P)H dehydrogenase (quinone) activity.
AGCUGCACGCACGGCCGAACUCCCGAGGCGUUUUCUUGGACGGAAUUGGAUAGGAGGGGGGGAGGGGAGGGUUUUGGUUUGACGGAGUAGACCAAGGGCCGGGCCGGCGAUGGGGAAGGGCGGCGGCUGCGUCCCCAGCAAGAAGCGGCAGCCGCCGGCCAGCACCGUCGCCGGCGCGCCCUCGUCGUCGUCCGCGCCCGGGGCAGCGCCGCGGGACGCCCCCGAGGUGGAGGCGGCGGCGGCGGCGGGUGGGCGGAAGCUGCGGCUGUACAUCGUGUUCUACUCCAUGUACGGGCACGUGGAGGCGCUGGCGCGGCAGGCGGCGGCGGGCGCGGGGGCGGUGGAGGGGGUGGAGGCGGUCCUGCGGCGCGUGCCGGAGACGCUCCCGCCGGACGUGCUGGAGAAGAUGCAGGCGCCGGCCAAGGACCCCGCCGUUCCGGUCAUCGCGGCGGCGGCGGACCUGGAGGAGGCCGACGGCGUGCUGUUCGGGUUCCCGACGAGGUACGGCGCCAUGGCCGCGCAGAUGAAGGCGUUCUUCGACUCCACCGGCUCCCUCUGGGAGGAGCAGAAGCUCGCCGGCAAGCCCGCCGGGUUCUUCGUCAGCACCGGCACACAGGGAGGCGGCCAGGAGACCACCGCUUGGACGGCAAUCACCCAGAUAGUGCACCAUGGAAUGCUCUUUGUCCCGAUCGGCUACACCUUCGGGUCAGGCAUGUUCAAGAUGGACGAGAUCAGAGGAGGCAGCCCCUAUGGUGCUGGCGUCUUCGCCGGCGAUGGCAGCAGACAGCCCAGCGAGACGGAGCUGGCGCUCGCCGAGCACCAGGGCAAGUACAUGGCCUCCAUAGUGAAGAAGCUCGCCCAGGACUGAGCUAGAAGAAAGCCCACUGUGCAGUCCCCGACUCCACCCGGUCGAUCAGUCACCAUUGAUGAUUUUUACCCUAUUGGUUUUUCUUUCUAUAUAUGUAUGUGCACAGCCUGCUCUGCUCCUCGGAUCGUCGACCGUUUGCGCAUUUGUUCGUCACAGAUUUAUCUGUAAAUUGUUGGCAUAAAACAUUGUUUGUUGUCCAGUUGAACAAUAAGUUGGCCACAGGGUGUUUAUCUGAAUAACAUCACCUGUCAUAGAUUUGUUGUGCA